AUGGCGAUUGGUAAAGAGGCAAGGGCAUUUUACAACGUAGGGCAGGCAAAAGGGCUGACGUUUUGGGCACCAAACGUUAACAUAUUCCGAGACCCGAGAUGGGGGAGAGGGCAGGAGACACCUGGCGAGGAUCCAUUGGUCGCUGGGCAGUAUGCCGUGGCAUAUGUGAGGGGAAUUCAGGGGGACACUUUUGAUAAUAACGAUACAUCUGGGGGGAAGAUUAGUAUUAAGUAUAAUCUUCAGGCCUCUGCUUGCUGCAAACAUUUUACUGCCUAUGAUUUGGACAAGUGGAAUGCCGUCACUCGCUAUUCUUUUAAUGCUCUGGUCCGGGCCGAUCUCGGACCCGUGGUCAACGGGUUUGACCGGGCCGGGUCCGUGCCGGGUGACCCUUGGCCAUUUAGGUAA
Molecule: messenger RNA, 405 nt
Organism: Striga asiatica
Lineage: Eukaryota; Viridiplantae; Streptophyta; Magnoliopsida; Lamiales; Orobanchaceae
Source: the annotation of a GenBank genome assembly